Messenger RNA from Nicotiana attenuata, 1593 nucleotides. RefSeq lists its product as uncharacterized. The record is from RefSeq and is a predicted model, not a curated record. Gene Ontology annotation, molecular function: ubiquitin-protein transferase activity; zinc ion binding. Gene Ontology annotation, biological process: protein ubiquitination. Gene Ontology annotation, cellular component: membrane. Bases 306 to 1094 code for a protein of 262 amino acids. The transcript has 8 exons. NCBI's taxonomy places the organism in Eukaryota, Viridiplantae, Streptophyta, Magnoliopsida, Solanales, Solanaceae.
UUUUUUUUUUUUUUUGGUUUGGGUUCAAACUAAAUUGUUAUUCUCUAUAGAGGGUCUCUUUCAAUUAUUUUUAUAUUUGUAAGGCUUCAUCUUGAGUAUAAAUACCAUACUGUAUCUCCUGUUCCUAUUUAAUUUGCUAUCUUUUGUAAUUCUUGAAUUUGAGUGCUAAUCUCUCUUAGCUUGAAGAUAUACAAUCCCUUUCUUAAAAUUCUGCUGCAUAAGAGAUUGUUCAAGGCAUAAGUUAUUGUCCCAUUCAUAUCUAGUCUGUGAAAGUUGUUAGAUAAACCGAAUUGCAGACCAAAAGUAUGGGGGAUCACUUUGUUUUUCUGGUUGAUCGGUUGCUAACUGAAUCAACUUUAGAGGCUGCAAUUGAGAGCAGGAAUCAGAAUCAGUUGGCAUCUUGGACGAUCAAUGACCCGACAGCUGAUUGCUCGUCCCAAGAUUCUGGUGCUGUUUUGACUGCAGGGAAAAUGGUAGAAUGCAGGAUAUGCCAAGAUGAGGAUAUGGAUUCAAAUAUGGAAACUCCUUGCUCUUGCUGCGGUAGUUUGAAGUAUGCACAUCGGAGAUGCGUGCAAAGGUGGUGUAAUGAGAAGGGUGAUACCAUUUGUGAGAUCUGCCACCAGCCUUUCAGGCCUGGUUACUCAGCACCACCCUCUAUUUUUCGCCUUGGUGGCAUUCCAAUGAACUUAAGGGGGAAUUGGCGAAUUGUACGAAGGAACUUGAACAAUCAACGUGUGAUAGCGGUGGUUUCAGCUGAUCACAAUCUCAUUAGCGCCGACUCUGCGGAAGAUGCAGUUUCUACAUCAAGAAACAUGAUGUGUUGUCGUGUACUAGCCAUAAUAUUUAUGCUGCUGCUUGUCAUACGUCAUGCUCUUCCCGCCAUUGUCAAUCAAGCAGGGGACUACUCACUUCCAUUGAUUGUGCUUCUACUGCUAAGAGUUUCAGGCAUUGUUCUACCCGUCUACAUCAUAAUGAAAGCAGUGAUCUCUUGCCACCACCGGCAACACCAACAGGCUACUUUGCCCAUCUCUUCACCCCGUGAAGAAGCUAACGUGGUGACUCUGCAGCAGGAGCCUCCUGUAACUAUCCAAUGAAUGGUUUUCACUGUUGAACCAAAAAGAAAGCUCAUUCUUCAGCAUCAUCUCACAGCACAUGUCGAUCUUCAUUUACUCUACUGUUAUUACUCUCCCUUGCUGCAAUGACUAUGCUGCAGGAGUUGCUGCGUCAAAUUUGUGGAGGAUGAUGAAUAGACAAGAAGUUACAGAUCGACGAAAUUCAGUGAAGGUAUAUUCGAAAUAGAAGCUAAAGGUAAAAGAAAGGACACACAAGAGAUGAAAAAGAAGGCAUGAUAUCCAUUUUUACAACUAGAGAUAUCUGAAGGUCUGAAUUAGUCAGAGAAAAAUCCUUGUACAGUUAUGUAUAUGAACAUGUUGAAGUAAUACAAAAACUGGCAAAAAGUUGUUACCUUUAGUAUACUGAUAUGAGUUGUAUUGUUGGAUAAAGUUUGUCAGCCCAACUUGGAAGAUGGUAAACAUUUGCAUGUACCUCGUGUUUACACGAAACCAAUAUAUACAUAACACACGUAUCUGCAUA